Molecule: messenger RNA, 504 nt
Organism: Emiliania huxleyi CCMP1516
Lineage: Eukaryota; Haptophyta; Isochrysidales; Noelaerhabdaceae
Exons: 3
Coding region: 1-504 (167 amino acids)
Source: RefSeq, a predicted model, not a curated record
AUGGCCUCGACGCAUCGGCCGCCCCUCCAUAUCUGCGCCGCACUCACCGCCGUCUGCGUCGCCAUCGCGCUACACCGUCCGGCGGUCGCCGCUGCCAGGCCGCCCAGCCGCUCCUUUGCCGAUUUCGAAUCCUUCUGGCCGCUGUAUGUGCAGCAACACUCGCUCACUACGACAAAGCUCCUGCACGGGGUCGGGACGACUCUCGUCGUCCUCUCGAUCGCCGUCCGCCUUGGCGCGGCCUCGAGCAUCUGCCUCUCGCUUCUUGGCGCUGAUGCCACCGCAAGCUGCAGCAGCGGCCUGCCCGAGGCGGCCGUAAUGGUCUCGCUCCUCAUGGGCGUUGUGCGGCUCUACUCUGGCCUACCGCCCUCGCAGACGGCCGAGAUGCCCGCCACCUUCAGCCACCCGACCUUCUCGCUGAUCGGCGACUUCGCGCUCUUGGGUCUCAAGGCCACACAGCGGCGGCACCUUCAGCGUGGCCGGAGUGCUGACAUGGCGCGACUCUGA